Messenger RNA from Hibiscus syriacus, 1716 nucleotides. RefSeq names its product UPF0481 protein At3g47200-like. Bases 84 to 1664 code for a protein of 526 amino acids. The transcript is spliced from 2 exons. The record is from RefSeq and is a predicted model, not a curated record. NCBI's taxonomy places the organism in Eukaryota, Viridiplantae, Streptophyta, Magnoliopsida, Malvales, Malvaceae.
UGUAUUUAUGACUAAUCAUAUCAUAUCUCCUGGGAAUUACAAUAUCCAAUUCAUUUCCAGAAUUGCUUUGUUUACCGAUUACAAUGGUUGCUGUGUUCAACAAAGAGCUCCUGAGUUGGUAUCUAAUCACACUUAAACUCAGGGAAACUGUGGAAUCUGGAAUUCCCAGAUCAUCUACAGGGACCACCAGAUCUCUUGAGUUGCCAGAUGAUUGUGAACAACAACAGCAUCAGCACAAACAGCAAUCUGAUUCCUUGCAGACCCCGAUCAAUGAAGAUGUCGAAAAUUGCGGAGAGUUCGACCCUUCGCCGGAAUUGGAGUGGAUUAUAUCAAUCCAAGAAAAGCUGGAUCAGGCACGGCAAGAUGAUGCAGCAGGUUCCUGGGAAAGGUUGAGCAUCUAUAGAGUCCCUCACUAUCUAAGAGAAGGUGACGUCAAAUCUUAUGUGCCUCAAAUUGUUUCUUUGGGACCUUACCAUCAUGGCAAGAAGCGCCUACGCCAAAUGGAUCAGCACAAGUGGCGCUCUCUUCACCGUGUUUUGAAGCGUACAAACAUAGAGAUACAGGUGUAUCUUGAUUCCAUGAAGGAAUUUGAAGACAGGGCUCGAGUUUGUUAUGAAGGAACCAUCACUCUUGGCAGCAACGAGUUUGUGGAAAUAUUGGUUCUUGAUGGCUGCUUUGCGCUUGAGCUCUUCCAAGGCGCUGCUGUCGGAUUCGAACGUCUUGGCUACGCCAGAAACGAUCCGGUUUUCGCAAUGCGAGGCUCGAUGCAUGCUAUUCAUAGAGAUAUGAUAAUGUUGGAGAAUCAGCUUCCUCUGUUUGUGCUUGAUAGGCUGCUGGGGAUUCAGCUUGGUGAGCCUGACAAGAAGGGUAAGGUUGCAAAAUUGGCUAUAAGAUUCUUCGACCCUUUAAUGCCGACGGAUGAGCCAAUAACUAAGAGUGAGAUGAACAAAUUGGGAUCCUCUCUGAGGCAUACAGACAGCUUUGACCCUUUUUCCGAUCUCGGCGGCCUUCAUUGCCUUGAUGUUUUCAGAAGAAGUCUCUUAAGCUCAGGAGCCAAACCGAAACCUCGAGUUUGGCUCAGGAAAAGAUCGAACUCAUUGCGCAGGCAGCAGUUAAUCCAUUGCGUAUCGGAGCUCAGAGAGGCCUGCAUUAAGUUCAGGAAAAGGAAGACCGAUCGGUUCUGGGACAUAAAGUUCAAGAACGGCAUUCUACGCAUUCCUCGCCUCUUGAUACAUGAUGGAACCAAGUCCCUUUUCCUCAACCUGAUAGCAUUUGAGCAAUGCCAUCUUGAUUGCAGCAAUGAUAUCACUUCCUAUGUGAUAUUCAUGGAUAACUUAAUCAACUCAAAUGAAGAUGUGGGAUACCUCCAUUACUUUGGCAUCAUCGAGCAUUGGCUCGGCAGUGAUGUGGAAGUUGCCGACCUUUUCAACCGCCUCUGUUCAGAGGUUGUUUUCGAUAUCAACAACAAUUAUCUUUCCCAUUUGUCUGAAGAUGUGAACAGAUACCACAACGAUAGGUGGAACGCUUGGCGUGCGGCCUUGAGACACAGAUACUUCAACAAUCCUUGGGCCAUCGUCUCAUUGUUUGCUGCUUGUAUCUUGCUGGUGCUUACUUUUGCUCAGACAUUUUAUGGUGUUUAUGGAUAUUACAGGCCAAAUUCCUGAAUAAACAGUAAGGCUCCUCUUGUCUUCUCUCUAUUCUGUUUGAAAAAGGUUG